GUAGACUUCUAUAAUACCAAAUAUGGUGCUUGACUGCGGAACGAAGGCUGUUAAACAUAUACGUGUCUUUCGGCACCGGCGUCGACAUUUGACAAUGUCAACGACAGCCAUAAAAACCUGUUGACUUUACCACUCGCCCUAAGCUUUAGUAGACAACAUGUAUUUCUCUUAAGCAACAGCAUUUGCUAGGCAGCUAGGGACUCGCGCGUCAGGCGGCCGGUCGGCCGGUCGUUGGACCUUGACGGUUAGGCCAAUUCAAAAGACAACAGCUGGUCUUGCAUACAACACUGAUACCAAGUAGUGUUAGGCACAGCGCCCGUCAAUCUUCUCAAUACUAAUUCUGAAAAUGAAUGAGCCAGAAGCUGAGGAUCUGGCUUCUCCAUUGACUCCUCCGGCCAAGUCUAUCGGGGAGCUGCGCAGAACCUACAUUGAAAGGGCCAGGCGCAACAAUGGUCUCCGCGCGGGCCGUGCAAGAGCGCCCUUCAGCGCUCCGGCGGACAAGCUGGGUGCGGAGUGGGGUGUGGGAGUGGGCUUACACUUUGAGCUCCUCAAAUGGCUCCGGCGGAUGGCCCUGCUCCUCAUCAUUUGCGCGAUUCCCUUCCUGGUGGUCGUUGGUCGCAGCGUCUUCACGGACGAGGCGCACAUGCACGACCACGCGUUCGGAGUCAAGAUGUACCCCGCCACGCGGGUCGCCUCCAUGACCUUUGCGGCCAUCGUGGACGACAGCCUGGACAACGGCACGCUGCAGUACAUGAAUGUCGAGCUGGCGGGCAGCUGGAAGGGACCCAUGCAGAAGAGCACCUUUCUCGUGUGGAUCUCCCUGGUUGACGCCGGCGCCGCGCUGCUCUUCGUGUGCUGUCUGGCGGCGCUGUGGGCCCACCUGCGGCGCUUCGCUGAGGCCAGCAACCGCUCCACGCUGGAGGCGGCGGACUACACCGUAAUGGUGCGAGGACUGCCCCCGGGCGUGAACGCAGCGCAGGUCGGCGCAUACUUUAGCCGAUUCGGCGAGGUGAUUGACGUGGUGCUGGUGACAGACCGGCUGGGUAGCACGCUGCGGCACUGCGGGAAGGCGGCUCGGCUGCAGCAGCGGAGGGCCAUGGUGCUUGAUGCGGCGCUGGUGCGGCGCACAGAUGAGAAGCUGGACGAGCUCCAGCGGCUCGAUGAGCAGCUGGCUGACACGGCCGAGCAGCUGAGGGGCGUGGCGGAACAGCGGCAGAGCGUGCGGGCGGCUUUCGUGACGUUCAACUCCGAGAAUGAGAGGCGCGCCUGUCUGGGACACUGCCCCGGAAGCUGGCUGGGCAGUCUGUUUCAGCGCUGCCGCGACCGCUUCCUGCAGCGGCGGUGCUUUUGGGUGCUGCGAGCCUCCGCGCCGGAUGACUACAUCUUUGAACACUUGGCGGUGCCGGAGUGGCAGCAGGCGGCGCGACAGCUAGCUGUUAGCUUGGUUACGCUGCUGCUGGUGCUUCUCUGCGCCGCCGCCAUCACCAAACUUACCGACCUGCGAAACCAGGAGAGCAGCACCAUCAAAUGGCGCACCGGCAAACUCAUCUCCGACUCCCUAACAGCCAUGACCGCGUACCCGUCCUCCUCCAAAUCCCCACUCCCUCCGUCUUCUCUUGAUACCUCCAGUCUAGCGCAGUACCCGGGCUUGGCAGACUAUUGCACACGUCAGCUGGCGGAUACUUGUACGGCACAGCUGCAGGCGUCGUACGAGGGCGCCGUACGAUUGGAGUUUGGUCUGGGUCUGCAAUGGGCGAACACCACUGCGAGGCUACUGUUUGAGCGGCCGGUGCGCGCGGCGCUGCAGAACUGUGCGGCAGGCAGCAGCAGUGGCAUUGUGGCGGGAUGCGGGUUGCAGGCGUGUCUGCCGUGUCUGUGUUUGGGGCUGUCCCUGGGGGAUUCGGUGGGUGUGGAGGGCAGUGCGGAGCGGAACGAGGUGACGCAGACGUGUUCCGCCUUCAUAAACCAGCUGGAUAUCAGGAGCUGGGGUAUCCGCCUCUCCAUCGCCCUCGUCGUGGCCUGCCUCAACUCCAACAUCAAGUACCUGCUACGGGCGCUUGUGCUGUACGGCAGCCACUGGACGCAUACUGCACGUGAGGUGUCGUACGCUCUGCAGUGCUGGGGCGCCAUGCUGGUCAACUCGGUGGUGGUGCUGCUGCUGACCAACUGCGAUGCGCUGGGGCGGUUGGCGAGGGAGGGGCGGCACGGCAGCUGGGUACGGUACUUUGUGCAGUACGGGUCGUACGGCGAUUUCACUUCGGGCUGGUACGAGAACGUGGGCCUAUCUAUCAUGAUCCUCAUGCUCAUCAACUGCGCCAGUCCGCUGCUCAACCUUGCGGUGGAGGGCGGGCUGCUGGCGGCGCUGCGCCUCCGGGUGCGCUACAUCCUGGCCUGGCCGCUGCAGGCGGACUACGAUGCGGCCUGGGCGAGGCCGCGCUUCACCCUGGAGCAGCGGACAGCGGACCUGCUCCUGAACGCCUCCCUGGCUCUGCUGUUUGGCAGCGGCAUGCCGCUGUGUUUCCUGCUGCUGGUGGUGUACCUGGCGGUGGCGGAGGCGGCGGACCGGUGGGCGCUGACGGGGCUGUGCGGGGGAGCCCCGCGCUACAACACCGGGCUCAUGAAGCUGGUCAUGGCCCUGCUGCCUUGGCUGGCUGUUGCUCACUGCGCCUUUGGGCUGUGGAUGCACACACACUUCUCCGUGGUGACGACCGACGACGUGUCGCAACUCGGCGCUGCCGCCGUACGCGCCACCAGCGCUCGCCUCUCCUCCGCCUCCGCGGACCUCUCGGCGCUUCAGAGCUCGGAGCUAUGGCGCCGCAUCACGCAGCCGAAUGGUCUGGCGCUGCUGCUGCUGGUGGUGGCGCUGCCGUUGUGGUUGAUUCUGGGCAGGUAUUUCCUGUGGCGGCUGCUGUCCUGCAUGCGCCGUACCUGCGGUCUGCUCUGCGUGCGCCGCACGCAUCGCAUCAUGCGCCAGCAGCUCUCGAGAGAUCUGCGUACGGAACUGCCCGCGGUGCCGUACACAGAGGCGCUGGUAGGCAAGCUACUGUACGGCACCCCGACCUACCGCCUGCCGUACCACCCGCACUACCUGCAGUACUUUGCGGCCUCUGGACUGAACCGGGCGGUGGGGGUGGCGGCGCUGGUGGCGGCGGCUGCUAGUGGAGGAGCCGGUCGGCCCACGUAUACCCGCCUGCGUACCAUCCACCGCCGGCACUGCCGCUUCCCCAGCGGCCCCUGCGACUUCUACGUGCUUCCGGAGCCCUCCACGCAGCCGGCGGGUCUGCCGGGCAGCAGCCUGGGGGGAGGCAGGGAGCCGCCGCUGGCUGAGGGGGUGCCGGAGGCGGAUGUCGAGCACAGCGCGCCCAGCGUCGUCACCCUCGCCCCGCCGCCGCCGACACGAGACGCACUAAUCGCAGUCCAGAAGGCUGCGGAGGUGGAGGCGGGUGGCAUCAGUGUAACCAAGCUGCUGAUGAAGAUGCUGGGGGCGUCUGAGCGCGGGGGUGGUGGUGUGCCGGAUGCGGUGGAGCUGCUUCAGCGAGAGGAGCAGGAGGCGGCGCAGCAGCAGCGGGGAGUGGUAGCGGCGGAGGUAGCGCUGUCGAUGGGAGGCGUGGCGGCGGCGGAGGAGGCCCACUCGGUAGUGGUUCUGGAGCCUUUCACGACAGCAGUUCCGGCACCGGCUGCUGCUGCUGCUGCUGCGGGACAUGGCGUGGUCCUGGUGUCGGCUGCGGCCCGGCCUGCGGGCAGGAGGGAGGCUGCGGGUGCUGCUGCAGGGGCUGCUGUCGCCGGCAGCGGUACACCAGCGGAGCAGCCAGGUGGGGAGUUUGGAGGCGGAUCAGGGGUGGGAGCCGCCGCCGCUGCCUCAGGGGAGCCGGCGGCUGCAAUGCUGGUGAUGGGCGAGGCUACGGUUGCCUGCGUGGUGCGCGCUUCGCCGCUGCGGCGGCAGCAGGCCCCGCCCCCGCCUUCCCCGCAGCAGCAGCAGUAUGCGGAGCGGCUGCAGGCUCAGGCACGCGGGCGGGUAGAGGAGGGCAGCAGCGGAGCUGAGGAGGCAGAGCUGCCGCCCACGGGAGGGGAGGCGGGUGAGCAGCAACUGAUGCUGGCGGCGGCGGCAGCAGCCGCGGCAGCUGCAGCAAUGGAGGUGGGACAGGCCCCGCAUGUGGCACUGACCGUGCAGGAGGUUGGCGCUGAGGAGGAAAGGAGCGGAGCACCCUCGGUGGCGCAAGGUGGACAGAGUGGUUUGUCGGGCGGGGGGGAGCACUCACAGGUGUAAAGGGGGAGGGCGGUGGUCAGCGGAGUCUCCGAGAAGGGGUUGUGGGAAGAUUAUGUAAGGACGUCAGGGAGGAAGAGAGAGGGGAUGGGAAGUGCAUUUUCACGUGGCCGUUAAAGGCACGUGGCCGCAGGAUGUGUGUAGGCAUGGUACGGCAACCCCAAUGGGACCGUGCGACUUAAGUUGUUCUCCUAAUGCUGACGUGGGAACACACAUGGGGUUUCAACUAUGGGAGCAUGUGCAUGAAUUGGAUGUCUAACAACGUGGCGCGACCACGCCCGUACAAGUAAGGACUAGUACAGUGCUCCCGUACCUGAAGGCAAGGGAAGACGGAGCCCGUUGUCGUCCCCGUGUGCGCUACUUGUUGCGUGUAUGCGCUGAAGGCGUGAACGUGUAUGAUUGAAGUGGAAGUCAUGACAGUGACGGAAAUCUUCAGUGGGUCUAUCUUCUUCUAGUAUGUGUGUUGUGAACUUGGUUUUAGGAAUUGAAUACUGGAACUUGCGCCAAGCCGCUACUUUGUCAUUGCUGUUGUUUCUUUCCUUGUUUGUUGCGUGUGGUAUCCUUGUCCUUUUUCCUCUUCUUGGUCCUACCUUGAGGCCGCGGUGAGCUGCCAUGGCAACUUGGCAAUCGUGAAUCGAGCCAGCUCUACCUGUAUCGCACAGAAGCCUUACGUUAUGCGUCUUUUUGUGGUGUGUUAUCGUCGGGUACACAUUGCGAGCAAUGUGCGUUUGCGUGCGUCUUUCAGCUGACGUACGCCACUGAUGGCGCAGUCGCCAAUAGUAUGUUUGGCUCUUGGGUAGCCAAGGCUUCAGCCGGUUACACUCCUACAAAACAAUUACCUAAGGUAGGGCAGUGACCUGCUCGCACUUGGUUUGUAGUUGGCGACGAGCUGUAGGACAUAACCAUCAUUUCGUCGCUUCAGACAUAAGGGUGUGGGGCAAAUUUUGAAGUGCCAGAACCCGGAUUUCUUUCCACAAGGCCCAUGCAUGUUGCACGCCGUGCACCCCAUGCUGCUGGAUGCUGCAUCACUGGGCCAGAUGUUGGUGUGUGGGUUGCGACGUGCAGUACAGUGUCGUUAAACCUGUGGCGUAGGCUUUAGUCUAAUUGGAAGCAGGAUAUAUGGUUUUGGUCGCGAGGACUGGCAGAGUUGAAAUAGCGGUUUUGCUUGCUCGCCGAUGCGAGUAGAUGCUUCCGGCGUAAGACGCUGUUGGUAGGAAGGUGGAUUACAGGAUGAUUAAGAGGAAUGGUAUGCGACAAUACGAUGCAAUGUUGUUUUGUUGUAGGCAUUUGGCAUGAAGUGCGGUCUGACAAUUACAGUCGUCGCGGAGUUCUGGUCGAAGCUGCGGCUUUUGUUAGUAACAUUCAGGCAGACCUUCGGGCUGAGCUGAGUUGAUGCAUUUACUUUGUUGCUGCGACGCUUGUACGGUUAAAAUAGUACAGUCGUAUAACUGAUAACGGGCCACGUGCUUUGCUUUUGGUUUAACUGAGGCGUUUAAGCGUCUUAUUUUGAUUAGGCCUUUUAUGCCUUUUUACUUAGAUUACGUAAGGAGGUUUACGCACCUUCUUUGUAGCUUCAGCUUCUUAGCGGCUUCUUUGUGGAAGGUUCGAUCUGAGAAGCUGCAUUACGUUGUUUAGGAGUUGCAUUACGUUGUCAGGCUUCCGAUUAGUAUAAAAGGCGAGGCAUUUUCUAGUUUUGGUAUGUGGUAACAACAGUCUAAGGUCACUGGUACAACAAACCUUACUGGCCCUUCAACGACUCCUUAAGGUCUCCGGUUCGAUACUCUGUAACGACAGACGAACCCUACUUUCGGUUUCCCCGGUUUCCCUGUCUCAAGCAAGGCCCAAGGCAAACCAGCCACAGCCUUAACCCCCUCCCUUUCUCCCUGCUCUUGAAGGAACAAGAGUAAUCGUCUCCAAGACUCCUUAAUCCUGCCGAAGAAGCAGCCUAAGGCUGUGUUAAGCAACUACGCUUAUAGUCGCCAUUCCCACAUCUCAACUACCGAUCUACGCUAAGUUACAUAGCGUACCCGCAAUAGGAAAGAACCUGUGUUCUUAAGCUUAUCCUUCUCGUCAAGAGUAAGUGAUACCAAAGCAAGAUAGCUUGGCCUCGAGGUCGUACAGCUUGAGCUUUCCCGUUACCUUCCCUGUCGCUAAUUAUCUCGAUACUUAGAGCUUCUCAUCUCGAUACUCAGAACUAAGUCAGGCAACGCUGACGCACCCAUAACAUCGGUCUAAUAGCGAAGCUAUAACCGGUAUAUCCCUUAGGAGCAUCGUAGAACGCAGUCCUCAUACGGUUCUGCGAGGCACUAGUCUCCUGCGAAUCCUGGGCACUAACUAAACCGAUAACACCAAUCCCAC
This is a messenger RNA of Astrephomene gubernaculifera, 6622 nucleotides long. NCBI's taxonomy places the organism in Eukaryota, Viridiplantae, Chlorophyta, Chlorophyceae, Chlamydomonadales, Astrephomenaceae. The record is from the annotation of a GenBank genome assembly.